AUGACGUUGCCAGCAAUCGCACAAUUGAAGUACGCUACCGUUUGGCUUGCUCUGGCUUCCCUUUGCUGCUACGGGAGACGCGCCAACGCGGUCGCCUUAGGGCGGAACAACCAGACGACUUACAUCCUGCCGACUAAAAUCAUCCAAGAGUUCCCACCAGACACCUGGAUCGAGAAUAUCGCUGUCCGCCAAAAUGGCCAGAUACUGGUCACCGAAACAACGCAGCCUCGUAUAUAUCAAAUCGAUCCUUUCGGCAUUCAACAACUGGUCGUUGUCCACGAGUUCAACGAGACUGCAUCAGUGACCGGCAUUGUGGAGGCAGAGCCAGAUUUAUUCUAUGUGUCAACUGCAAAUUUAUCAAGCAACUUCGACGUCAGCUACGGCCAAGCAUACAUUUACAGAAUCGAUAUGCGUACUUUCACAUACGAAGAUCCAGCAUCAACCGAAGUCACUCGAAUAGCGUCUAUUGUGGAAGCUGGAGCACUCAACGGAUUGGCAUAUUUGGGGAACGGCACGGACACGCUGGUCUCUGCCGAUACCCUCAAAGGGGUCAUAUGGAGUGUAGAUACAAGCACCGGACAAGCCUCUGUCGCAAUAAACAACACAUACACACAGCCUCAAGGUCAAGCCGUGAAUGGCCUGAAAGUACGAGGCAAAGAUCUCUACUUCACAAACUUGGUCCAGAAACUCCUCGCCAAAGUCCCAGUCGACUCGAAAGGUCGGGCUACUGGGCCAACGGCUAUUCUGGCGAAUAGUACAUUUCAGCCCGAUGAUUUUGCAUUGGAUCUGAACGGCGAUGCGUACGUGGCGAGUCCUCUUACGCAUCAGAAUGCUGUGGUCUUUGUGCCACGGGAAGGAGGAGCAGCAGUACCUAUAGCGACUACGGCAGGGCCGACUUCUUGUGCAUUUGGUCGCACGGUUCAAGAUUGUCAUAUCUUGUACGUUAGUACCAGCCGGGGCGAUGAGGCAUACAUGGAAGGUCGUGCAGAUGUUGUCUCUGGGAAGGUCGUCAAGAUUGAGGUUGGUCGUCAGGGUAUGCAUGGAUGCAGUAGGGAUGGUCAGUGA
Zasmidium cellare ATCC 36951 is the source of this 1065-nucleotide messenger RNA. RefSeq lists its product as uncharacterized. NCBI's taxonomy places the organism in Eukaryota, Fungi, Ascomycota, Dothideomycetes, Mycosphaerellales, Mycosphaerellaceae. Bases 1 to 1065 code for a protein of 354 amino acids. The record is from RefSeq and is a predicted model, not a curated record. The transcript has a single exon.